CUCUCUCAAUUGGGUCCAAUUAUAUCACGCCGUCCCCCAUCUUCGAUGUGACACAAGGAAACCCAUGCCCGGUUCGGCUCGAUCGCAGUAGCGCCAGCAUCAACUCAGCAAACGUAAAUUCUACUCCUGGGAAUCUUUGAAAGAACAAGAUCCGAGAUGUGCGGAAUCUGGGCAAUGUUCGGCAGCGACGAGAGCCUGUCAACUCAGUGCGCCGACGCCGUGAAAAUAGCCCACCGAGGCCCAGACGCCUUCCGCUUUGAGAAUAUCAACGGGCACGCCAACUGCUGCUUUGGCUUCCAUCGGCUGGCCAUUUUGGAUCAGCUGCAUGGCAUGCAACCUUUGCACGUCAACAAACUGCCCUUUUUGUGGCUGUGCUACAAUGGCGAGAUUUACAACCACCUCACACUGAAGAAGCAAUUUGAGUUUGAGUGCCAGACACAAGUGGACGGCGAGGUUCUGCUGCACUUGUACGAGCGCUUCGGCAUUCAGAAGGCCGUGUCUCUCCUGGACGGCACCUUUGCUUUCGUUCUGUUGGACACGAGCCAGAGAAAAGUGUGCCUGGGAAGGGACACGUACGGCGUGCGCCCCUUGUUUCGACUUCUGACCGACGACGGAACGCUCGGAGUCAGCUCCGAGGCCAAAGGCCUUACGGAUGUGGUCCGCGCCACGGACACGGCUGCCAAAGUCAGCCCCUUUCUGCCGGGUCAUUUUGAAGUCUUUCAUUUGAGCCUCAACGGAAAGGUGACAUCGAUUGAGCUGGAGCAGUUCCACGAAUGCACCAAGGAGCCAGCUCACGCCAUCUAUGACACCGUGGGGAAACUGGCAGCAGGUUUUGACGACGACACGGUCAAGGACAACGUCAGAAGGUUGUUUGAGAACGCCGUACGGAAACGGCUCAUGGGCACCAGGAAGAUUGGUUGUCUUCUCUCGGGGGGUCUGGAUUCCAGUUUGGUUGCCGCUACCUUGGUGAAGCUGGCAAAACAAGUGGGACUCGAGUAUCCCAUUCAAACCUUUUCAAUUGGGUCGGAAGACAGCCCGGACAUCUUGGCGGCCCGUAAGGUCGCAGCUUACAUCGGCAGCGAACACCACGAGGUGAACUUCACUGCCGAAGAAGGCAUUCAGGUUGUAGAGCAAGUGAUUGUAAGCCUUGAGACCUAUGACAUCACCACUGUUCGAGCCUCUGUCGGAAUGUACUUGGUGUCUAAAUACAUUGGUGAGAAGACCGAUAGUGUGGUGAUCUUCUCUGGGGAAGGCUCCGAUGAGCUCACGCAAGGCUACAUUUACUUCCACAAGGCUCCCAGCGCCAAAGCAGGAGCGGAAGAGAGCGUCCGCCUGCUGAAAGAACUCUACCUGUUUGACAAUCUGCGAGCGGAUCGCACCACGUCUGCGCACGGUUUGGAGCUCCGAGUGCCUUUCCUGGACCACAGACUGACGGCGUAUUACCUAUCCCUGCCUGAGGAAAUGAGAAAUCCCAGGCACGGAAUGGAGAAGUACCUUCUGCGGGACUCCUUCAGAGGUGUGAAAUUGAUCCCCGAUGAGAUUCUGUGGAGGAGGAAAGAAGCCUUCAGUGAUGGUGUGAUGUCCGUUAAGAAGUCCUGGUAUAUCUUUCUUGAGGAAUGCCUUGAGUCUAUGGUGAGCGACGGCGAGAUGGCCAACGCUCCCAAGCUCUUCCCUCACAACACUCCCCGCACCAAAGAGGCCUUCUACUUCAGACAGGUUUUUGAAAAGCACUACCCCGGCCAUGCCGAGUUGCUCCCCCAUUUCUGGAUGCCCCGCUGGAUUGAUGCCAGUGACCCUUCAGCCCGCACACUGUCCAUCUACACCAGUAACGACUAAAUAAGUCAAGCAGAAAGGCAAACAGGAUUUGAAUGGACAUUUCAAUUCACCUUCCAAAAAUUCACAAAGGAAGAUCGUCUCAUGUUCCAAAUUCAUGUAUUAUCGGCAAAUGAAGACAUUGAUAUCACUGAGUGGAGCCAAAGCUUCAAACAGCCACUCAAUCACAUUGUGGAUCAAUUCUUUCGGACUGCGAUUCAUACUCUGUUCUUGAGUUUUGCAUUACUGCAACCAGCUAUGUGCUGCUGCUGCUGCUGCUGCUUAGUUAUUCAAGUUUGAAAUUGCUUUUGCUCAUUCAAAUCGUAUCUACAGCAGAACCUCCUAAGUCACUACAAUUGGC
Syngnathus acus (greater pipefish) is the source of this 2173-nucleotide messenger RNA. RefSeq names its product asparagine synthetase (gene asns). Bases 157 to 1836 code for a protein of 559 amino acids. NCBI's taxonomy places the organism in Eukaryota, Metazoa, Chordata, Actinopteri, Syngnathiformes, Syngnathidae. Gene Ontology annotation, molecular function: asparagine synthase (glutamine-hydrolyzing) activity. The record is from RefSeq and is a predicted model, not a curated record. The transcript is spliced from 12 exons. Gene Ontology annotation, cellular component: cytosol.